Cladophialophora psammophila CBS 110553 is the source of this 1398-nucleotide messenger RNA. RefSeq lists its product as uncharacterized. The coding region runs from base 1 to 1398 and encodes 465 amino acids. NCBI's taxonomy places the organism in Eukaryota, Fungi, Ascomycota, Eurotiomycetes, Chaetothyriales, Herpotrichiellaceae. Gene Ontology annotation, molecular function: acetylesterase activity; monoacylglycerol lipase activity. The transcript is spliced from 4 exons. The record is from RefSeq and is a predicted model, not a curated record. Gene Ontology annotation, biological process: medium-chain fatty acid catabolic process; medium-chain fatty acid biosynthetic process.
AUGAUCACCCACGGCCUGGUGUCGUUGCUGAAGCAGGCAGAAGAACACCCAUUUUUCACACUGGUCGGGUUCACUCUCCUCGCGACAUUGGCUGUGUUUCCUGCCCGGAGAGUCGGGAUGGUCAAUCCGAAAUACUGGCACUCGACCAAAUCCCUGGUAUUGAAGACGAAAGACGGUCGAUCUACCUCCUUUGCCGAUCUGUGCAAAUCUCUCAUUCCACCAUGCCGACUCAAUCCGUUUCUCUUCAAUGGCCACCUUCAGACCAUCUGGACCGUCUUGACCCGACAGUCUGUGCCUAUCUACUACAAGCGAAGAAUCUUUGAAAAUGAAGACCCAGUCUUCACUGGUCAAUUUUCGGUGGAUUUCGUAACGGCUCCCAAUAACGACUCCGACCCGAAUCUACCGUCGCGCACCACAUACUUUACAGAACAGGAGUUCCGGAAUAUUGGCUCUCUGGACAGUCGCCCGAUGCUGGUGAUGCUCCAUGGAUUGAGCGGAGGCUCCCACGAGCUCUACCUUCGCCACGUCCUAGCGCCCUUGGUUGGAAAGGGAGGAUGGGAGGCUUGUGUCGUCAUUUCUAGAGGUUGUGCCAUGACCAAAAUCACCACCAGCGUGCUGUACAACGCGCGCGCAACCUGGGACAUAAAGCAGACGGUCAAAUGGCUGAGAAAGACUUUCCCCAAUCGUCCACUCUUUGGAAUGGGAUUCUCUCUGGGUGCCAACAUCAUCACGAAUUAUCUUGGUGAAGAGGGUAGUGAUUGCCCCUUCAAGGCAGCUAUUAUUCUGUCCAACCCAUGGGAUCUCGCUGCUGCAAAUCUAGCACUGCAGAGAACGUGGUUCCACCGAAACGCCUAUUCCGCCAGCAUGGGUCAGAGCAUGAAGAAGCUUUUCGAGACGCAUGUGGAUCAGAUCUCCCAGAAUCCCAGAAUUGACGUCGACCUCGUCCGAAAGGUCAAGUAUCUUCAUGAGUUCGAUCGAUACGUCCAAGGUCCCACAUGGGGUUAUCCCACCGAAGGGGCAUAUUACCGCGAUGCAUCUUCGGUUGAUUCUUUAUUGUCCAUCAGGAUUCCCUUCCUGGCAAUCCAUGCUGAAGAUGAUCCGGUGACCGCAAGUGAGGCGCUGCCGCGGGAAGAAGUACAACAAACCCCGUAUGGGGUGCUCUGUACCACUCCGGGCGGGGGCCAUUUGAGUUGGUUCGAGCUUGGUGGCAGGCGAUGGUUCGAACGAGUGACCACAGCAUUCUUCCAAAGCAUGGCCAACGAGAUCGACUUGGACACGAUUUCCAAGACAGAUGACAAUGGCGCUCAACUCGAGGGUCAAAUCUCUCGCGGCGAACGGCAGCCGCUACAACCCGUCUUCGAGCCGAUGCGGAGAAAGAUGCAUGUACCAGGAUUGUGA